UAGCCUCAGCCAAUGAGCACGCACGUCGGCGCGCACUUGGGGACGUUCUGUGACGUGUCUGCUUUAUCAGGCGUCUUCCCGCGCCGCAGCCUCCCUGUUCUCCUUGCACCUCAGAGCUUGCUGUUUCUCAGGCCGUUUCCCUUUUUAAUUUCCAGGACUUCGGUUACCUGCCAUGUCUUCUGAAGAAGGAAAGCUGUUCGUGGGAGGGCUCAACUUCAACACCGAUGAGCAGGCGCUUGAAGACCACUUCAGCAGCUUUGGGCCUAUUUCUGAGGUGGUUGUUGUCAAGGACCGGGAGACUCAGCGAUCCCGGGGUUUUGGCUUCAUCACCUUCACCAAUCCAGAGCAUGCCUCAGAUGCUAUGAGAGCCAUGAAUGGAGAGUCUCUGGAUGGGCGCCAGAUCCGUGUGGACCAUGCAGGCAAGUCUGCCCGGGGCACCAGAGGGGGUGCCUUUGGGGCCCAUGGGCGAGGUCGCAGCUACUCCAGAGGUGGUGGGGACCAGGGCUAUGGAAGUGGCAGGUAUGACAGUCGACCUGGAGGAUAUGGAUAUGGAUAUGGACGGUCCAGAGACUACAGCGGCAGAAGCCAGGGUGGUUAUGACCGCUACUCAGGAGGAAAUUACAGAGACAAUUAUGACAACUGAGAUGAGACAUGCACACAUAAUGUAGAUACACAAGGAAUAACACUUCUGAUCCAGGAUCGUCCUUCCAAAUUGCUGUAUUUAUAAAGAUUUUUGGAGCUGCGUUGAAACAUCUGUUUUAGUACACCUAUUUUUGAACUGAGCUCCCAAGGUAGCUUGUUAAAGACCUUUUAGAAAGCUCCAUGUUUUCUUUACACAUUUUUUCUCAUUUGAAGACAAAUUCUGAGACAUUUCUAGAAUCCCAAUAUUUGCCCUUUUGCCAGAAUUUUUGGGAUUAUUCUGAUAAAAAAAAAGUGUGGACAGACUGAUGUUUUUAAAAUUAAUAUGUAUCUAGGAACAUUUGUAAAACUUGUACACAAUGUUUAUUAUGGCCAGAAAGUAAUUUCUGAAUGUACCUGUAAGCAGUCUGCAUCAAGAACAUGAUUACUUAGAUGUUUUUUAUUCAAAACCACCACACUGAUUGUAUAGGAAACCUUCUUUAAAAUGUUUGUGACUGUCAUUUUUUAAUACUGGAAGAAAAAAUAUUCUGUUGUGUCUCAUGUAGUGUUUAGGAUGUCCUUCAUGGAGCUAAUUAAAAGAUGAUAUCUGAAUACAAA
Molecule: messenger RNA, 1236 nt
Organism: Jaculus jaculus (lesser Egyptian jerboa)
Lineage: Eukaryota; Metazoa; Chordata; Mammalia; Rodentia; Dipodidae
Gene: Rbm3
Product: RNA binding motif protein 3
Exons: 7
Coding region: 173-643 (156 amino acids)
Biological process (GO): positive regulation of mRNA splicing, via spliceosome; regulation of translation
Cellular component (GO): spliceosomal complex
Molecular function (GO): RNA binding; ribosomal large subunit binding
Source: RefSeq, a predicted model, not a curated record